Pedinophyceae sp. YPF-701 is the source of this 1101-nucleotide messenger RNA. NCBI's taxonomy places the organism in Eukaryota, Viridiplantae, Chlorophyta, Pedinophyceae. The record is from the annotation of a GenBank genome assembly.
AUGCAUCCGGGCGCCCUCGAGCUGCUCGCGUUCGUCGUCAUCUUCGCCUACAUAUUCAACUUCUUCGUCGGCCGGAAACAGAACGAACGCAUUGCCGCUUCCUUUGCCCAGGCCUUCCUCCCGGACGGUGCGUUGUUGGACCGCGAGUUCGCGCAGCUGCAGCCCGACGACAUGCGGCCGGGCGAGGUCAUCCUCAAGGACUCCAACCACUUCUUCCGCUUCUACCUCACCGGCCGCCGCGGCCCCGUCGCCUGUUGCAACGUGCGCCUCCAGCUGUCACCGCGCGCCGACCUCCUCGCGCGGGUGCUCGCCGUGGCCUUCGCGCAGUUCGCGGGGCUCGAGUGGCUCGCGCCGCGCGACACGUGCGUCGUCGAGCUCGAGCUGGACGGGCCGGGGGUGCCCGGGUUCGUGAUGGCUGUCGCAGCAUCGCGUGCGGGGGCCGCGGACCUCAAGUCGCGGCAUAACGACCUGCGGCGGUUCGCGCGGGAGAUGGGGCCGGAGCCGGGGCGCCCGUGGCUGGACUCGUCGCUGUACGUGCUGUGCGAGCACCGCGACCCCGUCGUGGACGUCGCCGGGCUGCCGUGCGUGCAGGAGGUGCUGGGCCCCGUCGCCGGCGACGGCGGCGCGGGGUCGAGCGGGUACGCGCUGCUGGCCGAGGGCCUGUUCGACUCGCUAUUGCUGUCGCCGCACUACGGGCUGCAGACGGACAAGGAGGACAGGCCGCCCGGCGCGGCGGAGCAGCGGGGCAUCAUGCGGCUCACGAUGAGGCUGCCGCCUGGGUCGGGGGUGCAGGGGCGGGUGCGCGUCCUGGAGCCGCUGAUGGAGAUGGCGCUGGCGCUGGCAGACGCGCUGCCGGCGUACCGGCCGACGGAGCGCGCGAAGAAGAGGCGGAAGGAGGUCGAGGAGGACCUGGCCGCGCCGGAGCGCGAGAGGGAGGAGGAGGCGCGGCGGAAACGCGCGGAGGAUCGAGCGGCGGAGAAGCGGCGAGAGGCGGCGCGGAAGCGGAGCGCGAAGGCCGCGCCGGAGCGGCUGACGAAGGAGGAGCGGGCGGCCAAGAAGGCGGAGAAGCGGCGGAACAACAGGUGGGCGGCGGGGCGCUGA